Molecule: messenger RNA, 1743 nt
Organism: Aphanomyces invadans
Lineage: Eukaryota; Oomycota; Saprolegniomycetes; Saprolegniales; Verrucalvaceae
Exons: 2
Coding region: 842-1576 (244 amino acids)
Source: RefSeq, a predicted model, not a curated record
CACACAAGAUACGUUCGAUAAAUGCCGGUGGUGUAGAGGUCGAGUCCAUCCGCCGCCGCGCAUGGGUCCGACGUUCGUUUGCCUUGCAAAAGAAUACGCGAGUCCAUUCCGGGGCGGAAUGAAGAGGGGUCCUGCGCUGUGCUUUUGGUGGCCAUUGACCUGGCGACUUGGAUGGCUACCCUCAGACGUGCGCGCCAUCGUAGCCGCAAAGGCGAUGGUAGAAGCGACUAGGAUGUCGUGGUUGCACCGUAGAAAACGGAUCGGCGUGUCAGCGACGUACGAGGAAACCGUGCCGAGCUUCUACACACUGCCGGCAUAUAAGAAAGCGAGGGCUGCCAUGCCGUCGACUAGCCAUUCCUCAAACCCGAGUGCAGACGGCCAUGGACCCACCGCACCAGACCAGUUCGCAUGUGCGCCACGACGACUCCAGCCCCAUAUCUGAGAAGACUCUCGGACACACACGAGGUUUCGAUAUGUACACAAAACGUUGGUUAACUCAGUUUUAACGUGACCAACUACACCCACAGGCUCGAACACGCGGCGCAGCGGAGAUCUAAGCCCUUCUCCGUGCGAAGCAGCGACACCGAGUUGGACUCUUCGAUGCCGCAGUCUGCGCAAACGGGUUGCAGAUACCACGCACGCGGUGGCGCAGCUCCAGUUGACACAGCGGGUGGGGUCGGCGACAUGGCCAAGGACGCGGCGGUGCCGCACGAGGUCCAGGGCCACUUUGAGUUAGGCGCCGCCGGGGCUCUUGCAGUGCGCAACCAGAUGGCCACCCAAUGGUCCAGAAGAGCUUCGCCGACCAACGGCCGGUUUCGACCCGACGUAGGCACUUCUCCCCAUGGCUGUUGUGGUGUGGUUGGCGACAGGGAGCUGUUGCUUUGCUCCAACCCCGCAAGUUGGAGCCGUCGAGCCUGGACUUGCCGACGAUGGCGCCACCGCUGCAUGCCCACGACGCAACCAACCACCGCCACCACGACACUCAGGCCGACGGCGAGCCACAUCCAGGCAGACAUGGUUUUCGACGCCCGGGCCGACGUUGUGGUUGGAGUCGCCGUCGAUUUCCGUCGCGACUGGUACCGCCACCGUCGGCGCCGUUGGUUUUGGACGCGUGCGUUCUGGCGUCGACGACGGGGGACUUGUCCUUUCUGGUGCCGACGCGAUGCGGGUGGUAGUGGGGGGCGUUGCGGCGGUUGUCGCCGCCGGACGAGGUGGCGACACACCGCAUGCAGCCGUCUCCGAUCGCAGCGGCACGCAUCCGAGCACGAGAGACGGUCGGUUGGGUAGUGCUUGGCAGCACGAUCCGAACUCGAGACGCGGUUGGGGGCCCGGACACACGCCAAUUCUCGACGUGCCUCCGCAGCUGGGGCCAUCGGGGGCCGUGAACACGCCGGCUACGCCAACCACACUGACGUCGGUGCCACCCACCGACGACGCAAGACACAUUGCCGCCACGACGACGGCGGCGCAAAAGAUCACGAAGGAGCUCAUUGUUGGUGGACUCUCGAUAUAUUAUUACCAAAUGCACGACGAUGGGCUUGGUCGGUUUGAACGAAAUGACUUGGGGUUUGUAUGAAAAUCACCCGUGUCGAUGGUUUCUACGCCCGUCAGACAUUUUACAGCGCCGAUGGUUUCUACCGCGCUGCCUUUUACAACGAGCUCCCCAUGGCUGGGGGACGAGUGUGACGUAUCGAGCCCGUUUCGAUGCAAUCGACCCGCAGGGGGGGACUCAACGCGGCGCCC